Tetrahymena thermophila SB210 is the source of this 2403-nucleotide messenger RNA. Its product is annotated as E3 ubiquitin-protein ligase HECTD1. The transcript is spliced from 2 exons. Gene Ontology annotation, molecular function: protein binding. Lineage: Eukaryota; Ciliophora; Oligohymenophorea; Hymenostomatida; Tetrahymenidae. The record is from RefSeq and is a predicted model, not a curated record.
AUGGAAAUUAAAGCUUUAGCACUUAAUUAGUUUUUAAGCGAUAUAAAACUAGUACAUAGCUCUAACGAGAAGUAGAAAGAAUACUUAGCUCAUAAGUUCGUUUUGGCUACAUAAAGCUAGGUCUUUUUGAAGAUUUUAGAAGAGCAUAAAUAAGUGGAGAAAAUAGUAUUAGCAAAAUCAAUUAAGUCUGCUAAAAAUCAAGAUCUUUUAAGAGUUUAAAGCGAAGAAGAUCAUUUAGGAUAAAUUCUAAAGUUAGUUUAUUUGUCAAUCCAAAAUCCUUAAUAAGUUAGAGAUGAGGUAGUGAAAAUAGUAAAUAAAAAUAAUUGUUUUAACUACUACUCCAUUUGUCAAUCAUUAGGAUUGGACAAAAUUAAAAUCUAUUUUGGAGAAUACAUUGUGUCUAAUAUUUAAAAAGAAGACGACUCUGUAAACCUUCUCCUUGACUCCAUUCAAUUCUAGAGCGAGGAGAUGAAGUAAUCUGCUUUAGAUGUGAUUGUUCCUAAAUUUUCAGAUUUUCUUCGUAGUUCUUUCUUAAUGAAUGAGCUUAUGAACUUACCUUAUGAAGCAUUUAAAGCUCUAGUUUAAAGAGAUGAUAUAUGUGUAAACGAAGAAAGUGAUGUCUUCAAUCUCGUUUAUAAAUACAUUCUAAAAAGAGAGAGUGACCCAGAGCAUCCUUCCGUUUUGAAAUAAGCCUAAGAUGCUAAGCAAAAAGCAGAAGAUCUUAUAGGUGAAAAGCCAAAUCCUGAAGAAGCUCCAUAAAACAUUGAGGAAGCACCUAAGUAAGAAGGAGAAGAAGCACCUAAGAAUGAAGGAGAAGAAGCACCUAAAUAAGAAGGAGAGGAGGCUUAAAAAGUAGAGCAGCAAGAAAAUAAUGAAAAUAAAGAAUAACCUCCUGUUUAGGUUGUUUCUGGUUUAGAUGAAAAAGUUUAUAUUAUGCCUGACAAUUUGGAAUCUCAAGCAAAAGAAAGAUUGUAAAAUUUCAAACUCACUUAAGAAUAGAAAAAAGAUUUACUGCUCUCUAUUAGACUUGGUUAUGUAAGUCAUGAAACACUUUUAAAGUACAGCAAUAUGGAAGUUUUUUAAGAAUUCAAAGAUAUAUUUUUGCAAGCAAUAUCUUCAAAAUUAAAUUUCUAUGAUAGCUAGGAGUUCUUAAAUAAGUAUUAGUUUAAUCUAGAUCCCAGAGCAAGUUACUAAGAUCGUGUUAACAAUUUAAGUGUUGCAUAUCCAAAUAAUACAUCUAAAUUAAAUUAAAAUUCAGUUAAUCACUAAAGAACUUCAUCAAUUAACCAACAAUUCCCAAACCAUGAUAAAAAUAUUUUACUUAAUGAUACUAUUAAAAGCGAGAAUGUUCAAGCUACAAACAGAGCAAAACACUCUCCUUAGUAAGUUAAUAAUAACAUUUUGCAAGAAAGUUCUCGAGUUGGAGCUGCUAAUCCUUAUUCCCUUAUAGAUCCUAAAUUGCAGUUAUAGCAUCCAAAUAAUAAUUUACUUUCACAUAAUAAUAUUAGCAUAAAUCCUUUUUAAGGAAACUCAGCCUUGAAUUUGCCCUCUUACAAUAACUUUUAAUAAUACUAAAACCAUUAAUAACUUCCCAUCCAUCAAUCACUCUAUUAACCUUCAGGCUAGCUUGGUAAUAAUAUGCGUCCUCCUUAACACUUAAACCAAUCUUAAUAGCCUUACCCAACAAUACAAAGCCAAUUCUAUAAUAACGGAUAAGAGAAUCAUUAAAACUUAAACAUAACUAAUAGCAGUAACUUGAAGUCUCCUACUCGUUUACCUCCAAGAUAAUCUCAUGGAAAUAUUGAAUUUGUCUAUAAGAGUGAUCUAGACGAUAAUGGUGUCCUAUAUUAUCUUGGUACUUAUGGAAAAACAAAGCCUUAUGUUAACCCACAUGUAUUAGGAUAAGUGCAAGCAUUUGCUUCUACCAUACGUGCAGGUAAAAUUGAGUAUUUUGUCGGAAGAGAAAUUUAAAAUUUCUCAACUUGCAAUGAAAAAAUGAGUUUCAUGGGAGUAGAUUUAGGAGAAGACAGAUUUAUUUAUCCCACAGCUUAUACUAUAAGAAACAGAAAUUCUACAACCUAUGUCAUGUUAAAUUGGGUUUUAGAAGCUUCAGCUGAUGGAAGCCACUACAUACCAAUAGACAAAAGAAUUCACUAUGACCCAAAUGACUCUCAUUUUAACUAUACAACUGAAAGAGAAAGAGAAGCUCUUAAAGAAAGAGGAGCUUCAUCUUCUUAUUCUAUUGAUGAAGUGUCUUUAAAAAGAAUUCUAUCAGAUCAUUAACUCAAAGGAUUUAGAUUCUUUAGAAUUGUUCAAAUUUCCAAAAACUCUCAUGGUAGUGAUAACUUAAGUCUAAGUGGUUUUGAAUUAUAUGGAAUCAGCUAUGGCAAUAGUUGGUUUUGA